Lathyrus sativus (Indian pea) is the source of this 546-nucleotide messenger RNA. The record is from the annotation of a GenBank genome assembly. NCBI's taxonomy places the organism in Eukaryota, Viridiplantae, Streptophyta, Magnoliopsida, Fabales, Fabaceae.
AUGAAUAUCGUGUCGAUUAAUAUUAAAAGGGGAGUAUUGCUCGUGAAGAGGAAGCGGGUAGCUUCGAUGAUUCAGUUGGGCAAAGUGGACGUCUACUUUACCCAGGAGUCUAAGUUGCCAAAGUUGGACUCUAAUCUUGCAUCUUUGUUGUGGGGCGAUUCUAAUGUUGAAUGGUCUAAGUUUGGUAUAGUUGGUUCGACGGGAGCUAUUUUUAUUCUAUGUAGGAAGGAUCUCCUAAAGUUGUCUUGUAGCUUCAAGGGAGAAGGUUUUGUGGGGUUAAAUGCAGAGUGGAAGGGGCGCGAUUUAUUUUUCGUCAAUGUUUUUUCUUCGUGUGCGCUCAUUAUUAAAAGGAAGCUAUGGCGGGAUUUGGUUGCGACUAAGAAUAACUUUGGUAGAGGGGACUGGUUAGUAGGAAAUGGUUUUAACUCAGCCACGUGCAGUUCAGAGAGGAAAGGAGCUUCGGGUGAGGGCGUAGAGGGGAGAUGCUGGAAUUCAAUGGCUUUUAUUAGAGGUGGCAAAAUGGAUGGAUUGGAUGGAUAUGGAUAG